Cheilinus undulatus (humphead wrasse) is the source of this 1283-nucleotide messenger RNA. It is a transcript of the gene tnni1a, whose product is annotated as troponin I type 1a (skeletal, slow). Bases 307 to 873 code for a protein of 188 amino acids. Gene Ontology annotation, cellular component: troponin complex. Gene Ontology annotation, biological process: muscle contraction. NCBI's taxonomy places the organism in Eukaryota, Metazoa, Chordata, Actinopteri, Labriformes, Labridae. The transcript has 7 exons. The record is from RefSeq and is a predicted model, not a curated record.
UACCCCUCUGAGAACAUGGCAAGCACUAAUAAUGCAAUUUGUUUUAUGAGCAGAGGCCUCAUUCUGUUAAGUAUGAUGGUUGAAUGUCAGGAAAGUGUCGACAAGCAGUAGGAUGUAGCUCUGUGUGUAAAACGAUGCAUUAUUUGCCUGCUGACAGACUUAAUACACUGAAAUGAAACCCAAAUUUAGAAAGUGUGCUAAUGAAGCAGCUCUGUCCCUGCAGGAGCUGACAAACAAACAUCAACAACUGUUCAGUGUGUUUGUGUUUCUCUUCUGUCUCUCUUCCAGUGAGAUCUCAUCAGCAGGAUGCCCGAGCAUAUGCAAGAGAGGAAACCAAAGAUCUCAGCUUCAAGGAAGCUUAUGCUCAAGAGCUUGAUGGUGGCAAAAGCCAAGGAGGAAUUGGAACAGGAGAUCCUGGUCAAAGAGGAGGAGAAAAAUAAGUAUCUGUCGGAGAGAGCUCCUCCUUUAAACACUGGUGGCCUCAGCCUUGCACAGCUGCAGGACCUCUGCAGAGAGCUUCAUGCCAAGAUAGAUGUGGUGGAUGAGGAGCGAUAUGACAUUGAAGCUAAAGUCAUGCUCAACACACGUGAGAUAAAAGACCUGAACAUCAAGGUGCUGGACCUCAGGGGGAAAUUCAAGAGGCCUAAUCUGAGGCGUGUUCGUGUUUCUGCUGAUGCCAUCCUCCGCUCUCUGCUGGGCUCCAAGCAUAAAGUCUCCAUGGACCUCCGGGCCAACCUCAAAUCUGUCAAGAAAGAGGACACUGAGAAGAAGAGGCCAGUAGAGGACAGUGAUUGGAGGAAGAAUGUGGAGGCCAUGUCUGGAAUGGAGGGGAGAAAGAAGAUGUUCGAUGCUGCCAAGGGUCCUGCCCAGUGAAUGCAGAAGGUGUCAUAUGGCAUCACUCUUUUAACUAAAUUGCUUUUGUAGUCCCACAGUGAACUGCAGCUUCUAAAUUUCAGUCUGAUACUGCCAGUCUUGUGUAUGCUCCUGCAAUGGCUUUCUCUGUUUUCCCAUGGAACUGAUCAGUUUCCUGACCUGGUUUAGACUUCAAGAAAAGACAUAUAGUGGAGCUGCUGUCUCCAAACAACAGAUGUGGAUAGUGUUCUUUCUUAUAAUAAUAACUUGGUCAAAUCAAACUGCAGCUUUAAUGAUUUUUCUUGAUAAGUAACGGUAAACAUGGCCUGUGGUUUUGUGAACUGGCUGGGUUUUCUUUAAACUUUAACAAUAAAAAUCACACUACUGAUCUUUUUGUUGUUUUUUUUUCCUCUGUACAAGUUUGCGCUCAG